Danio rerio (zebrafish) is the source of this 1242-nucleotide messenger RNA. The record is from RefSeq and is a predicted model, not a curated record. NCBI's taxonomy places the organism in Eukaryota, Metazoa, Chordata, Actinopteri, Cypriniformes, Danionidae.
AAAGGCUCCCGCUGGCCAGAACAGCAAAAUGAAGGGGGGAUAGGGAGUGAGGUGGGACACCCCUUCCCCAACUCGAGUCGUGACAAGAGAGAGAGGUGUCGAACCGCUGACCGGGGCAACGAUGAAGGGACGGUGGGGUGCAUUGUUUAACGGGACACCCCCUCUGGUUCCUUUGAAAAGGGGGGAAGGGAGUGAGGUGGACACCCCUCUCCCCCCUACUUGAGAAGUCGUAACAAAAGAAGGCUUGAACCGAAUGGAUCUCCUUAGGGCAUCGGCUUACACCUCCUGGUGCGGGGGGGUGUCCUUCCCCUUUAAGAAAUACGGGUCCACCAACGUCAUGACGCGGAAGUGGACGCCGCCUCCGGCCGCUUAUUAACCGCCGCACGUGGCGUGCGGGCCCCUUUCCCCCUCUGCAUUGGCUCUAGCACGGUCAUGGCUGAAUGUGCCCUAUGCUUCAACGUCUACAGCCGGCUUGCGCCUCACCUGACGGCCGUUCACAAGGUGGCCAACUCGGACGAGAAGCGGCUGCUGCUCGCGCUGGCCGCCGGCCGCGUGGACACACGGAAGACACCGUGCCCGGUCCCGGGCUGUCGCCGGACGCCAGCCCGCCUAGACAGGCACUUGAGGCAGCACGCGGAGCUCUCGACCUCGGGAAGGAAAGAGGCCAUGGGGAGGGCGAAACGCCGGAAAGUAGCUCGGGAGUUGCAGUGGCUGCGGUCCACCCAGCCUGCAAUCCCUGUCGUGUCCCAGCUAGCAUCGUCCUCCGAGGGGGAGCGGGACUCGGAGGACCCAGAGGCCGGCCGCCCGUGCGCCGACCGCGGCUGCAGGCGCGCCACCGAGCGCAUACAGGCUCAGCUCACGGACCUGGGGAAACAGGUUACCAAGAUGCGGUCCACCCUGCUCCAAAUCACACGCCUCUACCGGGAGCUAAGGAAGGGAGAAGGGGGGAGAAGGAGGAGGAAGAGGGCCAGGAGAACCAGGUCGCCUCCUGCACCACCGCCUCCCGGGCGAGGGGCGGCCGGAGGUCCGACGCCCCCCGAGCCUCCGGAGGCUUUGGAACCCACUGCCUACCCGUUCCCGGACCACGUCCCCGCGCUGAACCUUCUCUUGGGGGAGUUCGAAGGAUACCAACUGGGCAGCGAGCCCACCCCCCGCCUGCGGAACAACGUCACUUCGAAGCUGGGGAGAAUCAAAGCCUUCCUUGGUUACAUGCCCGAAUCCGAGCGUGGGCCGCCCUGCUAG